Messenger RNA from Asparagus officinalis (garden asparagus), 1442 nucleotides. Its product is annotated as N-acetyl-D-glucosamine kinase. The transcript has 6 exons. NCBI's taxonomy places the organism in Eukaryota, Viridiplantae, Streptophyta, Magnoliopsida, Asparagales, Asparagaceae. The coding region runs from base 315 to 1130 and encodes 271 amino acids. The record is from RefSeq and is a predicted model, not a curated record.
UGACAUUUUUCUUUUUUCUUUUUUUUUUCCGCCUCCGAAAAAAAUUGGUAUUCCUUUGUUCUCUCUCUCUUUUUAUCUGUCGCCUCCGUACGGGUUAUUUACGCUCGCUAGCAACUUCCCUUCACCUGAAUGGUAUUGGUUAUGCUUGACAUACUUUUGAUUUGCGAGCAAUUUCUCUUGUCAACCUCCGUACGGGGAGUCGACAAGUUAACAUUUUUAGGUGAUGACUGGUUUUGUGCUCGAGCUGUUUAAUUUUUUUUUAUUUCUUUCUGCUUCGAACAGAAAUUGCUGCCAGGGAGACGCUGGAGAAAGUCAUGGCUCAGACCCUUCUAAUGGCCCGUGCUAACCGUUCUGCUGUUCGAGCGGUUUGCUUAGCUGUUUCUGGAGUCAAUCAUCCUAACGAUCAGCAGAGAAUCCUCACCUGGCUUGGAGACAUAUUCCCGAGCCAUGUGAAGCUGUUUGUGGAAAACGAUGCUGUUGCAGCAUUGGCAUGUGGAACCAUGGGAAAGCUCCAUGGAUGUGUACUGAUUGCUGGUACGGGUACAAUUGCUUAUGGAUUCACUGAAGAUGGAAGGGAAACUCGAGCUGCUGGUGCUGGACCUGUACUGGGUGAUUGGGGCAGUGGAUACGGGAUUGCUGCAAGGGCUCUGACAGCAGUUAUACGGGCACAUGAUGGGCGUGGUCCUCCAACGUUGCUUACCUUCAACAUUCUCAACAAACUUGGUCUUUCUUCGCCAGAUGAACUAAUUGGGUGGACAUAUGCAGAUUCCUCUUGGGCUCGCAUUGCAAAACUUGUUCCAAUGGUGAUAAUAUCUGCUGAAGCCGGUGACGAAGUUGCAAACAAAAUUCUAUACGAUUCGGUCUUAGAACUUGCUGAUAGCGUCAAAGCUGUUGUUCAAGGGCUCAGAUUAUGUGGUGAAGAUGGAAACGAUCAGUUUCCUUUAGUUAUGGUUGGAGGUGUUCUUGAAGCUAAUAAGAGAUGGGAUAUCGGAAAGGAAGUCAUAAAUUGUGUGUCCGAAGUUUACCCAGGGACGCGUCCAGUUCGACCCAAGGUUGAGCCGGCAGUUGGGGCAGCAUUACUAGCUUGGAAUUUUCUGAUGAGUGAAUUACAAAGCGACCUCGAAACAUAGCCUUUUGAGGCUGUGGAUCUGCAAAGAGAUGCAUUUUGGUGUACAGUGAUUGAAGUUGAGAUCUUCUGGCAGUUCCAGCUUGUGGAUGCAUUGUUUUGAACUUUGAAGAGAGAUUUGAAGCUGAAGCCACUUUCGGAAUGUUUCUGAGUACAGAGAACUAUUUAUAUUAACUUUCCUCACGAGUUUGUGUCUGCAAUGUAAAAUAUGAGAGUGUGGAAUAUAAAGCACAUCUGUUUGACUUGAAAUGCCAAUGUUAAUGCAUUAUGUUUUUAUUUUCCCCCCUGACAAUGUAGUUAAUCAAAAAAAAAAAAC